CCUAUAUUAAUGGGGUUUUUUGUAAACACUUUUUUUGAAAACUCCUAUAUUAUGGGUUAAUAUAGAAAAUAAUAAAAAUAAAUAAAAACUCAAAAGCCAACGUAAAUAGUCAAAAACCAUUGUUUUUGGUUUUUAUGUUAAAAAAACAGUUAUUUGAAAAAACUAGUUUCUCUACAUUUUAGGGAAUCCAUUCUUUGAAAAUCUUGAUUGGGUGUAAAAUGGAUUUUGAAAAAAACAAAAACCAAAAACUAAUCUAAAAACUACAAACAAUCAAGAAUGAAUUAAAAAUAAAUAUAUUAUAUAUUUUGAAGAGUUAUUAUUUCAACGCCAUAGCACAUGAAACCAUUUUGUUGUUGUUGUUGUUUUUGUUUGUUGUUUGUUUAAGAAAAAGUAAAGAGAGAGAAAAAAUCCUCCGACCUCUCUCUAGAAAAGAUUUUUGGAAUCGCGAUCUCCGACCGGCGGUGUGGUUUCUCUGUACCACCGUCGGUCGGGAAAAGUUGUUUUAUGGCGACGUUUAAUCUUCGAUUCUCGUGUUCUCUUCCCGGCAUGGACGGCUCCGGCGGUGUUGCAUGUCCGGCCCCUGCUCCGGUGUCGCAUCUUUCGAUUGAUGGGCGACCGGCUUUGACUCCGGAGACCACACCUUCUUCUUCGGUGAUGGUCUGUCGGCACUUAGCUUUUCUGUUAGUGUUGGUUGUUUUAUUUCUGGGUUUAAUCGGUCUUUGCUUGAUUUCUUUAAUCCGUGGGGCUGGUUUUAAUCUCGGAUUUGGUGGCUUGGAGGCUGUGGAUGAGAUCUCGAAUUGAUCGAUGAUGCUCUCCGCUUAAGGAUUCCAGGCACUGAAGGGUUGUGAUGCAGUUUCUAGUUUCCGGUGUGUUUACCGGCGCCGUUUAGUUUCUCCGGCGUGCUCUCUAGGGGUGAGGAAAGUGGAAGGCCUGGAUGACGCGUGUACCUCGUUUGGUUGAGGGCUAACCACGUGUCAUAUUCUCGAUAAGAAUCUCGACGUAUGUUUGUCGAGUGUUGUUGUUUGGUCAACGUUUAGUGUUACUGGGCUUCGAAGCCCAACUGUUAUCUCUUUUACUUUGUGCUAUAGUUUAAGUUUUGUAUCAGUUGUAUGUUUUUUGAAUGGCCCUUGUACUAUGUGGGCUUUGGCUUUUUAAUAAAAUAAGAUGGCAAAAAAAAAAAAAAAAGAAACCAUUUUGUUUAGGAUAUAAUCAUAUAAGCUAAGAGUUUUGUAAAUACAGAACUACGGAGAGUAGGUUUUACAGAAGGUAUUCCGUAUUUCAUAGUUUCCUAUUUAUAAAAAUAAACCUUAUUUUGUACAGAGAUAUACUUAUGUCUUUAGUCAUGUACUUCGUCAAUUUUCAUGGUACGGGUAUGUAUAUAUAUAUAAAGAAAUUAAUUUCCUUUUUCUAUCAAGCCAAGAUUUAAAACAAUUAGUCAAUUACAGAGAAUUGGUCAAGCAUAAUACAUUUAACCACUUGUCAAACAAUAUAUGACCAUUUCUAUGCAAGAUAUUUAAUAUGGUUUGAAUUAAUUAGUAAACUUAUAAUUCUGGUCGCAUGUAAAUUUGUGGUAACUAAACGAUUAAUAGCAAAGAUAAGUCAUAGCCACACAGUUCUUAUAUAAGGACACAUUAAUUAGAUAAACGUGAAGUUGCCCCCAAUAAAAGUUGAAUGUGAAGUUCUCAACCUCUAUAAUAUCCCGCAAUUUAACAUCAGAUUGUCAGAUGGGUCUUCUCCUUGUUUGAACUGCGUAUACCUGAUCUUGUCAUUUCAUUUUCGAUAUAUAUAGAGAGAGGGAGAGAGUGUGAAAAUGGUGGGGCAAUGGUGGAAAGAAGAUGAUGAAAAGGUGGUGAUCCGAUGCUACAAUGAUCGUAGGGACAGAACUGAAAUGGAUUGUGUGGAAAAAAGUUGUGAGAUUGGUAACGACCAAACUUUUCUCUUCACAGACACAUUAGGCGAUCCCAUUUGCAGAAUCCGGAACACUCCUCGCUUCAUUAUGCUGGUGGCAGAAGUUAGGAACAAGCUGGUUGGUUCCAUACAAGGGUCGGUAAAGCCAGUUAAGUUGCAAGAUAAGUCAGUGAAUGUGGGUUACGUUCUUGCUCUUAGAGUCAUGCCGCCGUAUCGACGCCAUGGCAUUGGUUCGAUUCUCGUGAGAAAGCUUGAGGAAUGGUUCAUGUCUCACAAUGCUGACUAUGCUUACAUGGCCACCCAAAAGGACAAUGAGGCCUCUCUCGGUCUCUUCGUCGGAAAACUUGCCUAUGUCAUCUUCAGAAACCCGGCAAUUCUGGUUAAUCCGGUAAACCCCAGAGGUUUGAAACUACCUUCUGAUAUUGGAAUAAGGAAGCUAAAGGUGAAAGAAGCUGCGUCAUGGUACCGGAAACACGUAGUAUCAAAGACAGAUUUUUUCCCGGACGACAUAGUCAAAAUCUUGCGGAACAAGUUAAGUAUAGGGACAUGGGUAGCUUAUUACAAGAACAACGACAAGAUCAUAAGUUGGGCUAUUCUUAGUGUAUGGAACAGUAGCAAAGUAUUCAAACUUAGGAUUGGCAAAGCUCCUUUGAGCUUUGUGAUUCUCACCAAAGUUUGCAACUUCAUCGGUAGAUUCUUGCCGUUUUUAGGCUUAACGGCGUUGCCAGAUCUGUUUACGCCGUUUGGGUUCUAUUUCCUUUACGGUGUGCACGCGGAAGGUCCGUUACGUGGGAAACUCGUUAGGGCAUUGUGUGAGCACGUUAGUAACAUGGCUGCUUUAGAUGACGGUGGGGAGUGUAAGGUCGUGGUGGUAGAGGUCGACGGAGAAAGCAACGGCAGUGAUUAUUCUCUGAGGAGAUGUGUUCCUCAUUGGAAAAUGCUUUCGUGUGAUGAUGACACAUGGUGCAUCAAACCGUUGAAACGUGAAGAGAAUACGACUAGUUUGAAUGACUUUACCAAUAUGUUCCUGAAUUCAAAAUCGCGCUGUCUCUUUGUGGAUCCAAGAGAUGUGUAGUUAAGCUAGCUAGGAAAAUUGGCUGCAUGUUUGGCUGAUAACUUACAGAAUAGAAAAAUAUAUGAAAUUAUUUCGCUAUCUCGUAAAUUAUACUAAUGACAUAAUAUUAAUGAUGCUACUCCAUGACAUUAUGGUCUUUAAUCAGAUGCUAAACGCGCUUGAAUGGCAACCGCCAAAUGCCCAACUGUCGAAAGCAUACAAAAUUAACACUCAUCAAUCAACAAAACACAAUCAAACCCCAUCGACUCACAAAACGUUAAGAUCUUUAAUCUAUGAAUCCAAGACAUCUUGUGGGGUUCGAGUUCUUCUCUGCAUUUUGUUUGGCGCAUGACAUCGCGGGAGAAAUGGACCCUAGUUAAUUAUUAUUUUUGUCUUGAUUCGAGAACAAAGGUGUGAUAGUUUAGGUAAUCAUCGUUCUCCAUAUAAAAUCUGAAAAAGAUUUCCUCAAGUAGGUGCCACCAUUUGUUGUCCUUGGCAUUCUUAUUAUCUAGUUUGAGAGCUGUAAAGUAGUUAAAGAAUAGUCAUUUUCCAUAUGUAUUUUAUUUAAUGAAUAAAUUUUGUUUUGAAUCAGAUUGUAAUCAUAAAAUUUUGUAAUGUAGAUAUCUCAAUAUUAAAUGAAAUUAAUACGAAGGAGAUUGGUCGUGCCGGUUAUGUGGUCCUUUAUGUUCCCUUUUCAUUAGGUUUAGAACCAAAUUUUUAUUGAUGGGCCGUCCUUUAAUUUAAAGAUAGAUAUAACUCAUUCCCUGAUAAGUCGAAUUACUCCAUGUGAUACAUUCAUAUGGCUCCCACAAUUUUAUUGACGUUUACCUUUUUAUGUAUUUACUCUUACUGGCUGGAAUAUGAUGAACUCAUUAUAUAUUAACUGAGAAAUUCUAUGACAUGUGACAUAUGUUGUGUGUAAUCACUAUAAUUCUUAUUAGAGUUUUAGAGAAAUAAAUUGCUUCAUCUA
Molecule: messenger RNA, 3932 nt
Organism: Brassica napus (rape)
Lineage: Eukaryota; Viridiplantae; Streptophyta; Magnoliopsida; Brassicales; Brassicaceae
Product: probable N-acetyltransferase HLS1
Exons: 3
Coding region: 1811-2983 (390 amino acids)
Molecular function (GO): acyltransferase activity, transferring groups other than amino-acyl groups
Source: RefSeq, a predicted model, not a curated record